AUGUCCGGGCUCUACGGCCAGCAGGGCUUCUCCCCUUCCAGGAACCUGUCUCCCCAGAUUAGAAGCAACCCAGAUGUCGAUAGGGUUUUGUGCAGCCAGUACCUGGCCGAGCUGCUCGCCGAGCACCAGAAGCUGGGGCCUUUCAUGCAGGUGCUGCCCAUAUGCAGCAAGCUGCUGAGCCAAGAGAUUAUGCGGGUGUCAAACUCUGCACACAACCCUGGGUUCAGUGAUUUCGAUAGACAUCGAUUCAGAAGUCCUAGUCCAAUGUCUUCACCAAAUCCAAGAUCCAAUCUCUCUGGCAAUGGGUUCAGUCCUUGGAAUGGACUACACCAAGAGAGAUUAGGCUUUCCUCAAGGAAACAGUAUGGAUUGGCAAGGAGCGCCACCAAGCCCUAGCUCUCAUGUCAUGAAGAAGAUUCUACGCUUGGAGGUCCCAGUUGAUUCUUAUCCAAGUUUCAAUUUUGUGGGACGUAUUCUAGGACCUAGAGGUAAUUCUCUAAAGCGGGUAGAAGCAUCUACUGGUUGUCGUGUUUUCAUCAGAGGAAAGGGUUCCAUCAAAGAUCCUGGGAAGGAGGACAAGCUACGAGGAAAACCAGGCUAUGAGCAUCUGAGCGAACAACUUCAUAUCUUGAUAGAGGCUGAGUUCCCAGCCAAUAUUAUUGAUGCCAGAUUGAGACAUGCACAGGAAAUUCUAGAGGAACUGCUAAAGCCAGUGGAUGAGACACAGGAUAUCUACAAGAGGCAACAGCUCAGGGAGCUGGCGAUGCUAAACUCAACCCUGCGACAGGACAGCCCUCAUCCGGGGAGCGUCUCCCCAUUCAGCAACGGUGGCAUGAAGCGUGCGAAAACAGGCCAGUAG
Molecule: messenger RNA, 858 nt
Organism: Triticum turgidum subsp. durum (durum wheat)
Lineage: Eukaryota; Viridiplantae; Streptophyta; Magnoliopsida; Poales; Poaceae
Source: the annotation of a GenBank genome assembly